AGCUAGCGCGGGGAGUUACGUCAGAAAGCCCGCGCGCCGCCCGCUGGAGCCGUACGUGAGCCAGUGGGGAGCGGCCUCAGCACGGAUUCAGACUGCAGCGAUCUGGAGACCACCAUUAACGGUGUUAAUAACCCGCUGCACGUGGCAUGUACGCUGAACGACAUCAAACAACUGGCAUGGGUACUGGAGGUGGAGGCCUACAACCUGAGCGAGUGCGACAGCAACGGAGAGACACCGCUGUACAUAGCAUGCAAGAAGAGCCACCAUAGAUGCGUGGAACUCCUGCUGCAGCACAAGACCAGCAUCGCCUGCAGCAGGCGAGUCUCACGCAACAACAGUAAACUGGAGCUGCACAAAGCCGUGGAGAACAACGACCUGGUCUGCUUGGAGCUGCUGCUCAAGUACCGGGCCUUCGUGGACGCCAUCAACAUCAGCUGCGUGAAGGGGGUAGCGGGGAACCCGUACGUGCCCUGCGGCGGAGAGUUCGAGUUCUCCCGCACGUACCUGUACGGGAUGACGCCGCUGCAGAUGGCGUGCGCGCAGGGCAACUACGACUGCGCCAGGCUCCUGCUGCGCUACGGCGCCGACGAGAACUCGAAGAUUUCCCGGAAGUUUUGGAGCGGGUCCAGCCCGUUCGGGGUAGUGCUGGACGCCUACCCGCCGUCACCGCUGCAGUUGGCCUGCGUGUACGGACACCACCACAUCGUGGCGCUGCUGCUGGAGUAUCAGGCCUGCCCAAACUUAGCCGAGCCGGAGGAGAAAAUGCAGGACUACAUCACCCUGAUCCAGCGGAGGAAGUUCAUCUGCAUGACGCCGCCUCUCCAUCUGGCCUGCAAGUUUGGGCAUCUGAAGUGCGCCCACCUUCUCAUCGAGUACGGAGCCCUGGUCAACCUGGGCAGCCCCAACCCCGAGCACUUCCCGGCAGGCUGCAUGUGCACCUCCCGGCAGAACAUCGAGACUCUGGAGAAGAUCAGGAGCACCAUGUCCGGGGGAGCGCCGGACGAACUGGAGUUUCACAGGAUGUGGAUGCAGCGCCCCCUGGACGAUCGACCAUGCAAGACACCCCUGUUCUACGCGUGUGAAAGUGGCAACAUCGAAUGCGCCAAGCUGUUGCUGAGGCAAGGGGCCGUGGUGGACGUGGACUGCGUGGCAUGUACCCCCUUGUUCAUAGCGUGCAUGCGGGGACACAUCAACUGCGUGAAGCUGUUAAUCGCGCACGGCGCUAACGUGAACUUCAUCGCGCGGUACCACUGCUCCUGCGGGCCCUGCAACAUCAGGAGGCCCAACAACACACAGACGUUCUGCCACGGGCCGCUGACUCUCGCCAUGCACGCACAGAACAUAGAGCUGGCUAAAGUGCUGCUGGCGGCGGGCGCUCUCACCAACAACCCUGACGAGGACCGCUGGCCGCUGGAAGAGGCGUGCGCGUGGUGUUUCUCGGACGGAGUCGAGCUGCUGCUGAACGAGGGCGCCGCUCCAGACAGCUGCCGCCCGUACGACGUCACCUCCACGCCGAUGAGCGUCCUGUGCACGCGGCCUGCAGUACUGCAGCAGUAAGAAAGGCGCCAACGUGGACGACUUCAAAAGGUGCGUCCAACUCCUCCUGCACCACGCGCUCCCAAUCCGCGGUCCCAGCAGGUCCACCUUGCGGUCCUGUUUGGAACUGCAGCUCCAGUGGCAACUGGAGAGCAAUCGCGCCAUGAAGAAAGACAUCCUGGAGCUGUGCCAGGCGCCCACGUCUCUCCGAACACUGUGCCGUAUGGUCAUCCGUGGUUGCGUCGCCAAAAACUGUAAACUGUCCCUGGGCGUUCGGGCCCUCAACCUCCCGCGAGCUGUGGAAACUUUCCUCAUGAACUCGCUACAAGAGAGAAUUUACUAGACGAGGUUAAUUUACAUGUACAUCUCGUAUAUACAGCCGUUGCCAUUUGAAAUUUAACGGUCGAUCCCAUAUCGCAGAAAGACAAGCUGUGACAAAGUGUGUUGUUCAGGUUUGAGAAUCAGGCUUUUUACGAUUAGGCUUUUUGACCCGGUUUUGAACCCGAGCUUAUGUCUUUUUUACUAUCAAUAUCUUUGCUUUUUUUCCACCAUACAUGUCGUGCAGUUGCUAUUGAAAUGUUUCAAAUGCUUUUGCCCCUCAAAACCAU
Messenger RNA from Branchiostoma belcheri (Belcher's lancelet), 2144 nucleotides. RefSeq names its product ankyrin repeat and SOCS box protein 13-like. The record is from RefSeq and is a predicted model, not a curated record. The transcript has 4 exons. Gene Ontology annotation, molecular function: protein binding. The coding region runs from base 514 to 1557 and encodes 347 amino acids. Lineage: Eukaryota; Metazoa; Chordata; Leptocardii; Amphioxiformes; Branchiostomatidae.